UGCGCGAGGAGGAGCGGCUCUUCUACCGACGGCUGGAGGCGCUGAUGGCCCCGGGCCCCGGCGGCUUCGGGCCACUCUUCGCGGCCGACGGCUGGAGCGACUUGACGGAGGACCGGCUGCUGCGGAAGCGAGUGGUGCAGGACGGGCAGGGCGGGCCGCGGCCGCAGCCGGGCCAGGAGGUGUCGGUGAAGGUGCUGGGCGCCCUGGAGGACGGCGGGCUGGUGGAGCGGGACCCGCGGCUCACCUUCGUGCCGGGACAUGGCGACGUCGUGCAGGCCCUGGAGCUGGGCGUCCCCACCAUGCAGCCCGGGGAGGUCUCCUUCUUCCUCGCCGCUUUUCCCUACGGCUACGGCCGCCCGGGCAGGGAGCCCGACGUGCCGCCCGAGGCGCCGCUGCUGUUCGAGGUGACGCUGCUGGAGGUGCGGAACGACCCUGACCCGCAGCCGCUGCCCCCCGCCGCCCGCCUGCGCCUGGGCGCACAGCGGAGGGAACGGGGCAACUUCCACUUCGCCCGGGGCGACUUCGCAGCGGCGCUGCGCUCCUACCGCCUGGCUCUGCGCGCCCUCGACGGCCCCGCCGCCGCCCCGCCCGGGCCGCAGGAGGAAGAGGAGCUCCCGGGACGCAGGUCCAGCUUGUUCCCCACCAGCAUGAGCGGCAGCGGCCCCCCGGCGGCCUGCGGGGGGGUAACGGCCGGCUCGAGGCUCCGCGGGGCCGCCGGCCUCCGCCCGCCGCCGCGCCCGCCCCCUCCGGCAGCCGCAGAGCCCCGGGGCACGCCGGCGGCUCCCGUUACGCCUGCGCUGCGCCCCGCACCCGGCGGAUCGCGGGGCUCCCGCCGCUCCCCGUGGGGACCGGGUGCCCGCCGGCUCCGUCCCGCUACCUUGAUGUCCUCCAUCCACUGCCGGACGCUGAGGAAGCUGCUGGGGGAGCUGAUGUCGUAG
This is a messenger RNA of Calidris pugnax (ruff), 938 nucleotides long. RefSeq names its product peptidyl-prolyl cis-trans isomerase FKBP8-like. The transcript has 6 exons. NCBI's taxonomy places the organism in Eukaryota, Metazoa, Chordata, Aves, Charadriiformes, Scolopacidae. Bases 45 to 938 code for a protein of 297 amino acids. The record is from RefSeq and is a predicted model, not a curated record. Gene Ontology annotation, molecular function: peptidyl-prolyl cis-trans isomerase activity.